Molecule: messenger RNA, 855 nt
Organism: Candidula unifasciata
Lineage: Eukaryota; Metazoa; Mollusca; Gastropoda; Stylommatophora; Geomitridae
Source: the annotation of a GenBank genome assembly
AUGGCAAGAAGUCAGACAUACCGAGGCACCUUCGUGGACUCCCACUGCCAUAUUGAUCUCAUCUAUGACAGGCUAGGCUUGAGCCACGAAACCAGUUUUUCGGAAUUUCGAAAAAUGGUAGCACAUUCUUUUCCUGGCAACUUUGAGGGCUGUGUUGCCGUCUUCUGCUACCCCAAGACCUACGAUCCUAUCAAUCCUCAAAAUCAGCUCUUAACCACUCUGGCACAUGAUGAUAAUGUGUGGUUUGCCAUUGGAUGUCACCCUAAAAGUGCAACACAGUUCACAGUUCGCCACGAACAGGGGUUAAGGAAAGCAUUGAAGCAGUCAAAGGUCGUGGCUCUAGGAGAGAUCGGGCUCGAUUAUUCUGGAACCUUUCAUCAACAUGCAGAGAUACAACAAAUGGUGCUGAGGAAACAGCUGCAGAUCGCCAUGGAGAUGAACCUGCCGUUGGUUAUUCAUUGUCGUGAUGCAUACGACGAUUGCUUGGCCAUUUUAAUGGAGAUGGUACCUCGUGAGUGGCCAAUCCACCUCCACUGCUUCUGCGGGAGUCCAGAAACAGCCAACAUCUGGCUGCAAACCUUCACCAACCUCUAUAUCGGCUUAACUCCAGUGAUCACAUACAGCACUGCCCGUGGCGCCAUAAACACCGCUAGAAACAUCCCACUUAAUCGCUUGUUGCUGGAGACAGACAGCCCGUACUUUGUUCCACAACAUAUUCCUAAGAAUCGGUCGAGCGUGUCCCACCCUGGCUUCGCUCUGUUUACGGCUGAAAAGAUCGCUGAAAUCAAGAAUGUCUCAGUGGACGCAGUGCUGCAGACCUGCAGAUUUAACACAUUCAACGUGUAUGGCAUUUGA